CACACUAACCUGAAGCAGGCAUGUUGUCCUUCAGUUAGAGACAGAGCUGACAAACUGUUUAUAAAUUAUAUAUAUUUACACAUUUAGUUUAUUUUUAUUUCAUGUUGUUGUAGAAAUAUUCUUCUGAAUGGCGACCAGGUCCGCGUGUCGAGCUCUCGAGCGCCGUUUUGCGUCUGCUGCUGCGGCGGCGGCGGCGGCUGCUGCUGCACGUCCGUUGGUCGCGGAGGUGCGCAGCCAGCGCAACGCCGUCUUCUCCAGAGAGCAGGCCAGGCAGAGAGCGCUGUACCCCCGCAUCGAGAAGAUCGAGGUGUCCAUGCAGGGCCCGGGGCUGGACGGUACACUGCUCGUCAUGAACAGAGGGAUGUCCACGCCGCUGAGCUGUGCCAGACAUCUGACGGAGUAUCAUGUGAACAACUCGGUGCUGGCCCUGGUGGACGGGGAGCCUUGGCCUCUCCACCAGCCCCUCACCGACUCCUGCUCGAUGACUCUGCUCACCUUUAAAGACAGCGACCCGACGCUGGCCAACCAGGCCUACUGGCGUUCCUGCGCCGCCUUGCUCGGUCAGGUGCUGCAGACUGCGUUCAAGGACGACUAUACCGUGGAGCUGCUCAGCACACCUGAGGUGCCAGUCACUUCAGGAGCCUUCUGCUGCGAUGUGGCCCUCGACCCUCAGCUGGAUUCAUGGACUCCCUCUGAGGAGUCGUUGCGGUCUCUGACCAAAGGGGCCCAGCAGCUGAUCCACAAGGACUUGCCCUGGGAGCCUCUGGAGGUGGCGCCCUCUGUGGCGCUGGAGGUCUUCUCACACAGCAGGUGUAAACAGGAAGAGGUGGAGGAGAAGGCAGCGCAGCAUCCCAAAGGCAGAGUGACGCUCUACAGAUGUGGUGACCAUGUGCUGCUGAGCGCAGGCCCCCUGGUGGCCAGGACGGGCCUGUGCUCCCAGUACGAGGUGACGGCCCUCCACAGCCUGGGACAGGGACCCUGGGGCCUCCACCGCCGAGCACAGGGCCUCUCCCUGCCCCUGCAGCUGCAGGCUCACCACACAGUCUGGAGGAAACUGAGGCAACGGGCAGAGAAGCUGGUUGAGGUGUCACGACUCGAAGAAGCAGCUCCACCCUCUCCUCCUGACUCAACUCCACCUCCGACCAGCCAGUAACGACCUGUGUGUAACCUUCCACACACACAUACACACCUUGACAUGUAUCGGAUGUAUUAUUUGUUCAAUAAAUGUGCAUAAAUACUCAC
This is a messenger RNA of Larimichthys crocea (large yellow croaker), 1242 nucleotides long. It is a transcript of the gene mrpl39, whose product is annotated as mitochondrial ribosomal protein L39. Gene Ontology annotation, cellular component: mitochondrion. Lineage: Eukaryota; Metazoa; Chordata; Actinopteri; Sciaenidae. The transcript is spliced from 10 exons. The record is from RefSeq and is a predicted model, not a curated record. Gene Ontology annotation, molecular function: RNA binding; nucleotide binding. The coding region runs from base 128 to 1153 and encodes 341 amino acids.